AUGUUCAGCAUUGACUGGGCCAUCAACUUGAAGCGGUACUGUACAGCAAGGGCUUAUCGAUCCGCGCAGUUUGCAGUCUUCGAGGCAGUUUAUACUCGUCAAAAGGAGCUGGGCUGGGACCAAGCUGUUAUACCUGGCUCGGGUGGGUUGGCUUUUGCAACGGUGUUGGCAGGCAUCAGCGGCUCUUCAGCGCGCGCUGUCAUUGAGUCCCCCAUUGAGUAUGCCAAGGUGAAGCGACAAACGGGGCAAAGUUGGCACUUCAAUGAGGUGUAUCAAGGCUUCUUUAUGCAGCUCCCUCGCACAGUUGGAAUGAUGACCUGCAUUUUUUGUGGUGUGGACAGUGUGAGACGCUGGACUGAUGGCGAGGCCUUAAAGCAUCCGCAGUGGCAAUUCUUGACCUGGGGUGGUGUGUCCAUGCUGAGCUUUUGGGUCAUUUGGCCCUUGGAGACCUUGAAGAAUCAGGUGCAGGCAGGAACUGCCAUUGACGGAAAUGCGCAAGCAACACUACGGCAACGCAUCAUGCAUUUGGGACCUUUGGGCCUUUACAGAGGUAUCUUGCCAGGCUCCAUGAGUGUGUUCAUGCGCAAUGGAACCGCAGCAAUUGUCAUGUCUCUGGCCCAGCGAAAGAUCUCAGAGUGGGGCUUGAGAUAA
Molecule: messenger RNA, 651 nt
Organism: Cladocopium goreaui
Lineage: Eukaryota; Dinophyceae; Suessiales; Symbiodiniaceae
Source: the annotation of a GenBank genome assembly